AUGGCAAUACCCGAUGACAGCUUCCCACACAUCAUCGACACGAUUCUCGACUACGCGGUCGCUGACUACGACAGCCCGAGCGCGCUGGUCCAGCUCGGACUCGUAAGCCGUGACUGGCACAGGCGACUCGACGCCAAGAUCGGCCAUCAUCUCCUCACGGUCGACUACUGGGUCAAAUCCACUCGCCCAGGGGAGACACCCACCGCCGAAGCACCCAGAGGAUGCCCGGCCCUAUUGGCGGAAAGGGGCGUGCAGCCCGUACAAGAAGCGGGACGAUGGCGUCACGCUCUCCGGUCCGCGCUGUUCCCCGGCCACAACGUCGCCGACCUCGUCCAGGAGACGGGCGCGAGUCUCGUCCACUCGGCCAAGGUGCUCACGGUCCGGGGCGAGUUCACGCAGUCCCACAGCGCAGCGAUCGAGGCGCUGUGUCCCUCUCUCGGCGCCGUGCGCGUCGCCUCCGUCUCGUCCAUCAAGGGUCCGCACCUCAUCCUUCCGUACGCUCCGCGCUUCCUCCCACGCGCUGAGACGUAUGUCUGGUUUCGAGCGCCAGACACGCAGUUCAGCCUGCAAACCGCUGCGCCGGGGUGGCGGGCGCGCAGCCGACCCUCCCCUCCGCAUAUUUGUCAUGAGGAUACGAAGCGGCUCGUGUUUGUGAAUUACGCCCUGCCUCCGCCAUAUGGGCACAACAGACGUACGCAGGAGUCCCGCGUUCCCCGUGUCGCUCUGCCACACAACCCCGAGGAGUGUGUGUUCUUCCUUCCCGGCUUGCUCGCCGACGGAAUAGAGGCUUGGAUCAGAUGGGCGUGCGAACUCCUCCCGGCACCAGUCACUAUCGUCAUCGACGCGCAAUCUGGCAGUCACAAGGAAGCGCAGAUACGCAAUGACCUGAAAGAGGCGUUGGGUAUGGAGAUACUGGGAAGCGAUAAGGUGGCGACCUUGCUAUCGGAGGAAUACAGGUCACGAGUUGGAGAGGAGAGGUACAGGACCGAGACGCAGUUCUACCUCUCUCCGCGGGAGAAGGCGACCGAACGCCAGAACGAGACCUUGUCGAAGUUGCCGCCGGGAUGGGCGUUCCCGUACGACCCCGAGGCAUAG
Messenger RNA from Trichosporon asahii var. asahii CBS 2479, 1095 nucleotides. RefSeq lists its product as uncharacterized. NCBI's taxonomy places the organism in Eukaryota, Fungi, Basidiomycota, Tremellomycetes, Trichosporonales, Trichosporonaceae. Bases 1 to 1095 code for a protein of 364 amino acids. The record is from RefSeq and is a predicted model, not a curated record. The transcript has a single exon.